CACGUUCUUUGCCAAUUCACUCGAUAGUCCUCUCCUCCUCUCCACGGCCGCCGCUGCCACCACGUCUCACUGCCGCCACAUCGCCGCCGCACGACUCCCCGCGCCAAAGAUGGGUUCUUUGCAAGCCGGCGACACGAACUACAGCCCUCUGCCGGAAUCCACCCUAGUCCCACCACCUCCAUCUCCCCAACCCCACGGACGUCGUCCCGAUGACCACGAGACGAGCAGCCAUCUUGAAUCCGUGCUCUCCGACCCAACCCUGGCUGUCUGGGACAGAAUCAGGGCUGCCUCAUGGAUCGAGCUGAAGCUGCUCUUCCACCUGGCGGCCCCUGCCGUCGUCGUCUACAUGAUCAACUACAUCAUGUCCAUGUCCACCCAGAUAUUCUCUGGCCACCUUGGCAACCUCGAGCUCGCUGCGGCGUCCCUCGGCAACACCGGCAUCCAAGUCUUCGCCUAUGGCCUCAUGCUGGGCAUGGGGAGUGCGGUGGAGACGCUGUGCGGGCAAGCGUACGGAGCUCACAAGUACGAAAUGCUCGGCGUGUACCUCCAGCGGGCCACCGUCUUGCUGACAGCGACCGGCUUCUUCCUUACACUGAUCUACGCCUUCUCUAAGCCCAUCCUGCUAUUCCUCGGCGAGCCCCGGGAGAUCGCCUCAGCGGCGGCGGUGUUCGUCUACGGCCUCAUCCCGCAGAUCUUCGCGUACGCCCUCAACUUCCCCAUCCAGAAGUUCCUCCAGGCGCAGAACAUUGUCGCCCCGAGUGCCUAUAUCUCAGCCACCACACUGGUGCUGCACCUGGCGCUGAGCUGGCUCGCGGUGUACAGGGCGGGGCUCGGGCUGCUGGGGGCGUCGCUGGUGCUGAGCCUGUCGUGGUGGGUGAUCGUUGUGGCUCAGCUGGUGUACAUCGUGAGGAGCGAGAGGUGCAGGGAGACGUGGACUGGGCUCAGCGUACAGGCCUUCUCUGGGCUGCUCGGGUUCUUCAAGCUGUCCGCCGCGUCGGCGGUGAUGCUGUGCCUGGAGACGUGGUAUUUCCAGAUACUCGUGUUGCUGGCUGGGUUGCUAGAGAACGCUGAGUUGGCGCUGGACUCUCUCUCUAUAUGUAUGACUAUAUCCGGGUGGGUGUUCAUGAUCUCAGUUGGGCUGAAUGCUGCUGCCAGCGUGAGGGUGAGCAACGAGCUCGGAGCCGGGAACCCGAGGUCGGCGGCAUUUUCGGUGGCAAUAGUGACGAUAAUCUCCUUCGUCAUCUCCGUGAUCGCGGCGGUGGCGGUGCUUGCGCUCUGUGGCGUCAUCAGCUACGCCUUCACGGAGGGAGCUGCUGUGGCGGCCGCCGUCUCUGAUCUGUGCCCGCUUCUUGCCCUCACCCUACUCUUGAAUGGCAUUCAACCCGUGUUGUCUGGUGUGGCGGUCGGGUGCGGAUGGCAGGCGUCCGUGGCUUACAUUAACAUCGGAUGCUACUACGUGGUCGGUGUCCCGUUGGGCUCGCUUUUGGGGUUUUACUUCAGGCUCGGCGCAAAGGGGAUAUGGGGCGGCAUGCUUGCCGGCACAAUCAUGCAGACCCUAAUCUUGAUGUGGAUCACAUUCCGAACGGAUUGGAACAAGGAGGUGGAGGAAGCAGUGAAGAGGUUGGAUCAGUGGCAGGACAAGAAGGAACCCUUAUUGAAGGAGUAAUCGAUUAGGGCAAACUUAUGUUCUGGUGAAGCACUUUGAAUUGAGCUGGGCAGAUUGUUAUAGGUGUUCGACAAGGCUACAGCUCAGAAAAGAUUUCCUCCUUGAUUAUUUUCCUGUGUUAGAUAUAUAGAUAUAUUUGUGAGAUUUUGUUUUGAUUUUGAUUUGACGUAAUUGAUAUUUUGUUAUUUGUUACUUUAGAUAGUUAACAUUUAAAGCCUAUAAAUAGGCACAUGUACCUUUCAUUAUCGAUGUACAAAAAUAUUAUUAAACACAAUAUACAGGAGCAAUUAUGGCUGCCUUUAGCCGCAUUCUUGUUACCUUAAGAUAUUAAUUUCUUGAGAUUUUACAUGGUAUCAAAGCUAUCAAU
This is a messenger RNA of Syzygium oleosum, 2033 nucleotides long. Its product is annotated as protein DETOXIFICATION 40-like. The coding region runs from base 110 to 1666 and encodes 518 amino acids. Gene Ontology annotation, biological process: xenobiotic detoxification by transmembrane export across the plasma membrane. Gene Ontology annotation, cellular component: membrane. The record is from RefSeq and is a predicted model, not a curated record. Lineage: Eukaryota; Viridiplantae; Streptophyta; Magnoliopsida; Myrtales; Myrtaceae. Gene Ontology annotation, molecular function: xenobiotic transmembrane transporter activity; antiporter activity. The transcript is spliced from 7 exons.